Messenger RNA from Sungouiella intermedia, 405 nucleotides. The record is from the annotation of a GenBank genome assembly. Lineage: Eukaryota; Fungi; Ascomycota; Pichiomycetes; Serinales; Metschnikowiaceae.
AUGGGCGACCUACAACAGCAGUGUCCCCAUCUCGAUAAAGCGUCCCAAAUCGAUAACCCAAAGAUAAUCGAAUGUCGAGAUACGACACAUAAUGAGAACCAGCUUUCGGGUGAGUUUUCGAAUGAGAAUGAUGGUAGACGCAAUGAUGAAGAUUCACGCAGCUUGGACCUGGUGGAUUAUACUCCAGGACAAAACACCCAAUGUGAAGCUAUCAAGUCAUCCGGGAAAAAAUUCAAACUGAUAAAGGCGCUAUUCAUGAGUAAACUUUCACGCUCGGCCAAUGCCGAGAUCGAGGACAUCGUCUCUUACUUACACUACAGGUUAAAUUGCUAUCAAGAUGUGGAAUUAGAAGUGAGAGCAAGAGAAAUGCAAGUUCAAUACGACCCUUAUUGGAGUUCAGUAUAA